AUAAAUUAAAUAUUUCUUCAAAAAUGAAAAGUGGGGAAAAUGGCAGCAAAAAUUACAACUUUUGAGCCUCCUUCAUCUGCAAGCUCGGACAGCGAUUGUGCAGAGACUCAAGCGGAUGUUUCGGAGGUGUUCCCAGAUGGUGAACUCGAUGAAGAACGUAGCGGUGAUUACUACACCACUCCGGCUUCGCCGAUCACUGUUCCAUACUGUCCUAGACCUCCAUCUGCAGGUUCACAAAAAUCUCCAAAAGCACGCCGGCAACGUACGACUUCAAUCAAUAAAUCCGCGGCUAAGAAGACUGCCACAGAAUCUGUACUUAGAACACAGCACCGCACAAUUUAUACGGCUGGACGGCCCCCCUGGUAUAACCUAGCAGGUCAACAAGUUGAACCUUUCAUAAUAGGGAUUUGUGGUGGAAGUGCCUCGGGCAAAACGUCAGUAGCCGCGAAAAUAAUUGCAGACUUAGAUAUGCCGUGGGUCACCCUGCUCAGCAUGGACUCGUUUUACAAGGUGCUCAACGAAAAACAGCACCAGCUCGCUCACAACAACGAGUAUAACUUCGAUCAUCCGGACGCGUUCGACUUUGACAUCCUAAUCGAGACCUUGCAGCGGCUAAAGGAGGGCCGCAAGGUCGAGGUGCCGAUUUACAAUUUUGUUACGCACGCUAGAGACACGCAAACCAAGACAAUGUACGGUGCUAAUGUAAUUAUAUUUGAAGGUAUUCUCGCAUUUUAUAAUCCCAAGCUUUUGAAUAUGCUGGAUAUGAAAGUCUUUGUCGAUACCGAUGCGGAUAUUCGGCUGGCUAGAAGGCUUAAGCGUGACAUUUCGGAGAGGGGACGAGAUCUCGACGGGGUUAUCAAACAGUAUACUAAGAUGGUACAACCCGCUUUCAAUCAUUAUAUCGCGCCUUUAAUGGUACAUGCCGAUAUUAUUGUGCCGAGGGGAGGUGAAAAUGAAGUUGCUAUUCACUUAAUUGUUCAGCAUGUUCAUGCCCAGCUCCAAUUGAGGGGCUUUAAGUUGCGAGAAGAAUUAGCCCAUUCAUAUGUAGGACAGCCACUCCCGGAUACCGUCCAUUUAUUACCCACAACACCUCAAAUUCGCGGCCUGCACACGUUUAUACGUAACAAGGAUACGCCGAGAGAUGAGUUCAUCUUUUACAGUAAACGUCUGAUAAGGCUCGUCAUCGAAUAUACGUUAUCAUUGAUGGCGUUCGUCGAGAAAGUUGUGGAAACCCCACAGGGCGUUUGUUAUAAUGGUAAACGAAUGGCGACAAAUAAAAUUUGCGGCGUGUCUAUUCUACGCGCCGGCGAAACUAUGGAACAAGCAGUCUGUGAUGUUUACAAAGAUAUACGAAUAGGAAAAAUUUUAAUACAAACGAAUUUUAGCACUGGCGAACCAGAGCUCUUUUACUUACGUUUGCCAAAAGACAUCAAGGAUUACAAGGUCAUUCUAAUGGACGCGACUGUUGCGACAGGUGCGGCGGCCAUGAUGGCCAUACGUGUGCUGCUGGACCACGACGUACUCGAAAGUAAUAUUCUAAUAGUGUCUUUGUUAAUGGCCGAAUCAGGGGUGCACUCGAUUGCCUACGCCUUCCCAAAGGUCCAGAUAGUAACAUCCGCCAUUGAUCCCGAAGUUAACGACAAGUUUUACGUUAUGCCGGGCAUAGGAAACUUCGGCGAUCGGUACUUCGGAACAGAACCCUCGGAGGAAUAGGAAAGUCUUUCCAAAGAAUUUGUACAUCUAGUCGUAAAAUAAUUGGCCAAGUCGCCUAGGAUAUUUAUUAAAUGACAUUAUGCAGGAAAAGGUAACAAUCAUGAAACGUUAGUAAAAGUUGAUUAGUUUUCAAAUCUAUGGGUUCAUUUUUAUUAUACACUAUACAGGGUGUCACAACGAACUAAGUAAUUUUUAUUCUGAAACCAAUGAGAAUAUCAUUCUGUAAAUCUCAUUUUAAAAAGUGAACGAGUUUCGUUGUGGGAAUAAAGAUAGUUUUCUAUUGCGAUCUCUUUUUAAAAGAAUUUACUUUUUUGCAACAGGUGGCCAUUUUCAUAAUGAUUGACAAUAUCGAUAAUAUCAAUAAUUUUGUAUUAUUGAUAGUGAAUUUCUAUUAUCGCGCAGCCCUUGUGGUUAGGAUUAUGCUAUUGUUCGUGACUGAUGUCUAAAUUUGGUAAAGAAUCUAGCCCAUGUUUAGCAUUUUGACUGUUUAUGAGCAGGUGCCAUUGAAAUAAU
Photinus pyralis (common eastern firefly) is the source of this 2226-nucleotide messenger RNA. Its product is annotated as uridine-cytidine kinase-like 1. Bases 40 to 1713 code for a protein of 557 amino acids. The record is from RefSeq and is a predicted model, not a curated record. Lineage: Eukaryota; Metazoa; Arthropoda; Insecta; Coleoptera; Lampyridae. Gene Ontology annotation, cellular component: cytoplasm. The transcript is spliced from 8 exons. Gene Ontology annotation, molecular function: ATP binding; kinase activity.